AUGGGCAAGGCCACAGAGCGCAUCAUGCUACCUGCGCUUCAAGCGGCGCUUCCUGAAGUUGUGGACAUCAACAUGCCUGCCGAGGGCAUAUUCCACAACCUCGUCAUCGUCUCAAUCAGGAAGGAAUAUCCCGGCCAUGCCCGCAAGGUGAUGAAUGCCCUAUGGGGUCUGGGACUGAUGAUGCUAACCAAAAUCAUCGUCAUCGUUGACCAUUAUGUGGAUGUGCAGAAUUUGUCGGAAGUCGCAUGGCGCGUAACAGCCAACCUUGACCCCGGCUCCGACAUCGUUUCUCCGAAGGUCCCCUCGACGACCUUGAACAUGCCAGCGCAAAACCGCGCUAUGGCACAAAGAUGGGCAUAG
Molecule: messenger RNA, 360 nt
Organism: Geodia barretti
Lineage: Eukaryota; Metazoa; Porifera; Demospongiae; Tetractinellida; Geodiidae
Source: the annotation of a GenBank genome assembly